AUGAGCGGCCCCGAGGCUCGGCCCGGCGUAGUCCAUGACGAUGGAGUAGUCCGUGGUGCCCGGCGCGCGCGACGGUGCGAACGCGACGAGUGGCCCCCGCCGGCAGCCGUGAAGCAGGCCUCGGACAGACGCGUCGGCGGCGCAGCUCCGCCGGCCCUGCGGUGGAGGGACUUGACGGCGACGGCCUGGCCCGUGUAUGUGGCGCAUACGGCGACGACGCCCGCGCUUCGCCUGGCCGACCCCGCCCCUCUGCUUGUACCCAUGGCGUUGGCCAUGCGCCGCUUUCGCUGCAGCCUGGGCCUACCCUCGGCGGUGGCGGCGACGUCGUCGACCAUCGCCGAGAUGGCUGCGGCUCGCUUUGCCGCUGAUCGCCGUCCCGAGGAUUGCUGGGAAGAGGGAGUGGUUGAGCCAUGGGCAACUCUUGCGCCAAAGGCCGAUCAAACCCAUGUCUGGCCAAUGCCACACCUCCUCCAGAGAUACUGUGUUCCCAACAACAACCUCCAAUGCCAAGACAACGUCCAAUGGCACACCUUCCCCAGGAGAGCAGACAACGUUCAAUGCCAAGACAACAUCAAUGCCACACCUUCUCCACGGGAGCAGACAUCCUUCAAGUGGGUCAUUGAUGGUUUCUCCUCGCUUCUUGACAAGGAUCAAGGAUGGACAUACUCCACUGUAUUUGAGAUCACGGACCUAAAAUGGUAUCUGAAACUGAAUCCAAAGUACAAAAAGAUCAUUGGUAAGGAGGAGUAUGUCUCUCUCAGGCUUGAACUGCCGCAGGGUUCAGUGAAACUUGACACUAUCGUUGAGGCAUCUUUCAAGUUCAUGAUAUAUGAUCAGUCCAAUGGAAAGCACAAGAAGCAGCUAGUUAACCACAGCUUCCAGACUGCAAGUACGAGCUCUGGCAUCUCAUGCAUGUUACCCUUGAAAACACUAAACAAACAGUCCUCUGGAUUUCUUGUCAACAACAGUUGCAUAUUUGGUAUUGAGUUCAUCAAAGUUGCCACUAUCAAAGCCAACACGGCGUUAGAAACACUGUUUGUAAGGAAGAUGAACGUCUUCAACGAGGCCAAAGUUUACACUUGGAAAAUUGAGGAUUUGAAAAUUGAGGAUUUCUUUGCUCCGAAGAACCAAUCCUACUCACCAGAGUUCGAAAUCGGUGGAUACACAUGGUCUAUCACUAUGUAUCCAUCUUGCGAUGGUAACCAUGUGUCCUUAUUUCUGAAAAUGAAGAAGACAAAUGAUGUCCCCAAAGACUCUGGGAACCUGGUCGAAUUUACUUUAUCCAUCAAAGACCAGGAAAACAGCAAGGACAAGAAAUUACCAGGCAGGUGCCAGUUCUCAAACCAAUAUCCUUGCUGGGGAUGGAAUAAGUUCAUCUCGCUGGAGGAUUUCAAGGACACAUCAAAGGGUUAUCUCAUCAAAGGCAAGAGUUGCAUUGAGGCCAAAGUCGUAAUCAAUGGCUCUUCCAAGACAGAGUACUCUCAGUAA
Miscanthus lutarioriparius is the source of this 1488-nucleotide messenger RNA. NCBI's taxonomy places the organism in Eukaryota, Viridiplantae, Streptophyta, Magnoliopsida, Poales, Poaceae. The record is from the annotation of a GenBank genome assembly.